GGGAUCUCCAAAAAGGGUGUGCGCAGCCGCGAACCUUAUCGCCGGCAGGGGAGGAAGUGGAUCUCAUGGACAUGGACAAAACCUGCAAUUUGAUGCCGUACCACAGUAAAAGAACAAGGCACCUCCCACUACCUGGAAGAAUCUUUCGAGCCGUCUGCAAACAAGUCAAGUUCCAACACAUUCAUUUAUUUUCCUCCUUGCACUUUCCGCUGUCAUAUUCCAAGGUUUCUUUACAGGAAUCAUGGUUUCAUUUUGGGUUUCGCUUCUCUCUCUUGCGUCGGUGGUGAACGCUGUUGGUAAUAUUGAUUGUACCAGCAUCAAUGGAAUCAAGAAGGAAUGUCGCUCUUUAGAAUCUUUCUAUCAACGAGAUGUCUUUUGGGUUGGUGGCAAAUACAAUUCAGAAGCUUUGGGGAUGAUGACGUAUGAUCAAUUCUAUGUCGAAAAGUUGACUGGACUUGGUGGUGUAUGGCAGAAUUACCCAGUUGUGUUCUUUCACGGCGGAGGAGUUUCGGGUGCUGUGAGUUUAGGCUAUUAUAUUAUUGUGGCUUCUUAUCCCUACUAAUAUUUACUAGACAUGGCUCAAUACUCCCGAUAACAGAAAAGGAAUGGCUUCGAUGUUUCUCGACAAAGGAUAUCAGGUUUAUAUUGUCGACCAAAGCUCUGUAGGGCGUGGUUCCCAGAACGACCUCACUGGAUACCCAUUACGAUUUGGGUCAACAUCCAACAUCACCGAGAAGGGUUUCACUCAUCCUGAGGGUACCAAUGCCUAUCCGCAAUCACAACUCCACACUCAAUGGCCUGGAGCUGGGCUAAGUGGAGAUCCCGUUUUCGACGCAUUUGAAUCUGGAUUCAUCCCCCUAACUUCCAAUGCCACCCGUCAGGAAAUGUCAAUGCGAGCAGGAGGCUGUGAACUUCUCAAUCUCAUUGGAAAGAGUUUCCUUGUUUCACAUUCGAUUGGCGCAAUCCAUUCUAUUUUGAUGUCGGAUGAAUGCCCAGAUCUCGUAGCCGGAAAUGUCAACCUAGAGCCUGGAAAUAUUCCUUUCGAGUCUUAUGUUGGCAACGCCACCUCGGCUGUUGGACGUACUACAGCAAGACCAUUCGGUCUCACUUCUACCAAUCUCCAUUACUCACCACCUAUUACCAGCGCGUCCGAGCUAGUCUUGGAAACCGUAGGCGAAGACUUACCAGAACACAGGUCUUGCAUCCAGCAAUCCAACGCUACUGGUUCUAUCAUCCACACGCUUCCAAACCUCGCCAAGAUUCCAUAUGUAUCAUUUAUCGGAGAGGCUAGUCCUCACGCAUCAUAUGCCCACUGUGUCAUCCAAUAUCUUCAACAGGUUGGUGUCAAGCCCGACUUUGUCAGAAUGGAAGACCGCGGUGUGAAAGGAAAUGCUCAUUUUGGAUACCUGGAGCUUAACAGUCAGACUUAUUUUGAAGUUGUCGAGAAGUGGAUUGUUGCUGCCAUUUGUAACCUUAACGGAUGGGGAUCCUGUAUAUUUUAGAAAAUCUGAUUGAGCGAAUGUAAAUAGUCAUCCUCGUACAUAAUAUUCCA
Molecule: messenger RNA, 1552 nt
Organism: Hymenoscyphus albidus
Lineage: Eukaryota; Fungi; Ascomycota; Leotiomycetes; Helotiales; Helotiaceae
Source: the annotation of a GenBank genome assembly